Danio aesculapii is the source of this 4187-nucleotide messenger RNA. RefSeq names its product mitogen-activated protein kinase 6 (gene mapk6). The record is from RefSeq and is a predicted model, not a curated record. The transcript has 6 exons. The coding region runs from base 888 to 3077 and encodes 729 amino acids. Gene Ontology annotation, biological process: cell surface receptor signaling pathway; intracellular signal transduction; protein phosphorylation. Gene Ontology annotation, cellular component: nucleus; cytoplasm. Lineage: Eukaryota; Metazoa; Chordata; Actinopteri; Cypriniformes; Danionidae. Gene Ontology annotation, molecular function: MAP kinase activity; ATP binding.
UUCAGCUCUGGCGCAGGACUUACAGCCCUGGUCAUUCUGUUCCGGCUCAUGCUGCUCUGCCCAGCUACAUUUAGCGUUUUUAAACCGUGUUGUAAGCGUUUGUGGGGAUCCAGAUGCCUUACUGUGGCGAUGUUGCAGCAUCAUCAUGCGUCCAGCGGUCAGACCUCUCUGCUCGUAGCCACAUGAAGACACUCGGAUAAUAUAAUUAUAACGUGUAUUUCUGGAAUAAGAGAGACGAAACGGGGAGGGAGCGACUAAUCGACCCGUCUGCAGGUAUACCGGUGUAAAAUGGAGGAUAGUUUUGAUUGUGACUGCGGUGAGCUGGAGCCGCCUGAUCAUUGAGAAGGAAGUGUCUUGUUGAGAACAUCAAACAUUUCAAUUUCCCGUCAUCAGGCAUUUUAUAAAGGAACAAGGAAAAAUUGUACAUUUGUCACCAUUUACUAGGACCGUUAAUAAUAAUAAUGCUGCUCAGGGCCAGUCGUACACUGAAAAUUUCUUCACUGUGACAAUGGUUUUAUAUGUAGUGACUUCAGUUAUUUCAGUUUCGUUCGGAGAGAUUUGAUUGGCCACCAAAUUCAUUCCGUUACGCCCUAUUAGACAUUAAAAUAAAUCAAAUUCCCAUUUUAAGUAAAAUUCACAAUCUUGAAAAAGCUGCUGGAAGUGUUGUGGAUGAUGACCACAUAUCUUGGCAACAUAUCCUUAUCAGUUCCUGUCUCUCAGUAUACGCUGUAACAGUAGGUCAGGGGGAAAACGCUCAAGUCUUACUAGGCUUGGGUGUUGUUUAAGUUAACUUUUCUCUUGAAACUUCAGAUUGGCUGCAUAUCAGUUUAAAUCAGAAAUACUUCCUGCUAUAAUAUCUGCACAGAGCUGCUCUUCUAGAUCGCAGAAUGGCAGAGAAAUUUGAAAGCCUUAUGAACAUUCACGGCUUCGAUCUGGGGCCUCGCUACAUGGACCUGAAGCCACUUGGCUAUGGGGGCAACGGCUUGGUGUUUUCCGCUGUUGAUACCGAUUGUGACAAGAGGGUUGCUGUGAAAAAGAUUGUCUUGACUGACCCACAGAGUGUCAAACAUGCAUUGCGCGAAAUCAAAAUCAUCCGCAGGCUUGAUCAUGACAACAUCGUGAAGGUGUUUGAAACUCUGGGGCCCAGUGGCCGGAGGCUCACGGAGGACGUGAGCUCUCUGACAGAGGUCAAUUCAGUGUACAUCGUCCAGGAGUACAUGGAAACUGACCUCUGUAAAGUACUGGAACAAGGCUUGUUGUCUGAGGAUCACGCACGGCUGUUCAUGUACCAACUGCUCCGGGGACUCAAAUACAUCCACUCGGCAAAUGUGCUUCAUCGUGACCUGAAGCCUGCCAACCUCUUUGUCAACACUGAGGACUUGGUACUAAAAAUUGGAGACUUUGGACUCGCCCGGAUCAUGGAUCCCCACUAUUCCCAUAAGGGCCAUCUGUCUGAGGGGCUGGUCACUAAAUGGUAUCGUUCUCCUCGUCUGCUCCUUUCCCCCAAUAACUACACCAAAGCCAUUGACAUGUGGGCUGCUGGGUGCAUCUUUGCCGAGAUGCUGACUGGGAAAACACUCUUUGCAGGAGCUCACGAGUUGGAACAGAUGCAGCUGAUUCUGGAAUCCAUUCCCGUAGUCCAUGAGGAAGAUCGACUGGAGCUCCAAAGCGUUAUACCAGUCUUCAUCAAGAACGACAUGUCAGAACCACACACGCCCCUCGCCAAGUUGCUACUUGGUGUCAGCCCUGAGGCCUUGGAUUUCCUGGAAAAGAUCUUGACAUUUAACCCAAUGGACCGUCUCACUGCAGAAGAGGCUCUUGCUCAUCCAUACAUGAGCGACUAUUCAUUCCCUCUAGAUGAACCAGUGUCCUUACACCCCUUCCACAUUGAGGAUGAGGUGGAUGACAUCCUUCUCAUGGACGAGAGCCACAGUCAUGUCUACAACUGGGACAGGUAUCAUGAAAGUCAAUUCUCUGAUCAGGACUGGCACCUGCACAGCACCCAUGAGCUGGAAGAUGUGCAGCGUGAUCCUCGAGCUAUGUCAGAUGUGACUGAUGAGGAGGAGGUCCAGAUCGACCCCCGGAAAUACAUGGAUGGAGAUUGCGAGAAGUUCCUCGAAGAUCCAUCAUUCGACCUCCCACCAGAGCACCUGUGGGAGCAGGAAGAUCACCAUGAGAACAAGUACUGUGACCAGGAGUGCAGCUACACAUGCAACUAUAAAGCUGUAUCCCCAUCCUACCUGGACAAUUUGAUCUGGAGGGACAGCGAGGUGAACCACUACUACGAGCCCAAACUCAUCAUCGACCUCUCCAACUGGAAAGAGCAACAGAGCAAAGAGAAGAUUGACAAAAAGGGCAAGAGCAAGUGUGAGAAGAACGGACUGGUCAAGGCUCAGAUCGCCCUGAAGGAGGCAUCUCAGAACCACAUCGUGCCCGAGAAGGAUCGUGAUCAGGAAAAACACCAGAAUCACAACCAGGGCUUUGACUUCGACUCGUUUAUCGCCAGCACCAUCAAACUGAGCCUGCAACCGGAAUCCGGUGACGUUGACCUUCUGAACGAGUUGAACACCUCCGUUUCACAGCUGGACACUCGCACUCCUUGUGGCUCCAUGUCCAAAUCCAUCAGUCAGGAAAAAGAAGAGAAGUGCCUAGUCAACCUGGCACAGCUCGGCGUCCGGGCUCCGUGCCCCUGGGAGAGUUUCACGGACUGUGGUGUUGCCGAGAGCAGCCUUUUUGACCAGGCUUGCUGGGACGUCCGUAAAGACGAGCAGCUGCAAAAGGAAAACAGCAGCUGCCAGAGUAGUUACCUGGACCGUCUUUUCAGCAAGCGUGAUGAUGUGGAGCCCGAGAUUCUCGAGCCUGUUGAGGUGGUGUCCACCCCAGAGAGUGACUUCAUAUCCUGCGGCGGAGAGAUUGUCUUUAACAUGCAACUGGAAUCUCUGGCCAUUCCAGGGUUCGAGGGAGCGGCUGACAUUCCUCUGAAGUCCAUCCAGGCCACGUUAACGCCCUCCGCUGUUAAACACUCCCCACAAAUCGCCCAUAAGACCUACAGCAGCAUUUUCAAGCAUUUAAAUUGAAAGAUUCACUCAAUUCAAGCAGAGUCCAGCUUAUUUUUUUAUAGUAUUUCUGUACUUGAAUCAUUUCUUAUCUUUUUACAUAUGGUAACUUUUUAAGGAAACGUUGUUUCUUUUAUUUUCUUUCUUUCUCUCGUUCCUUUUUUAAUUUGUGGGUUAAAUGUAAAUUUAUUCAGUUUGUAAAUUCAUCCAAAGUGCUGGACUGUGUUCCUAUUCAUGAAAUGUUUUGCCCUCUGAUUUUCAUUUUCAACUCUGAUAUUAUAUACAUAUAUCUAUAUAAAAAGAAACUAACGGCAUGACAUUUGCACACAGUGUACUGUAGAUUCAGAAUCCUGUUAGGGAAAGUCAGAGGAACGACUGUUAAGUAGAGAAACAAAUGGUUUAUUCAUUGCAAGGAAAGAAAGAGGGCGGAAUAAUGCACUUAUCGUGUGGGAGACGUCGCCACUGACAUCAUAUUGUGACCUUCUGACUGACAGCCAAUAGGAAAGACACAACGGAGUGUCUUGGCCUUUCUCUUCCUGUUGUUGUUUUUUUAAAGGCUCAUGUAUUUAUUUGAACUUUUUCCAUCUCGUUUCCAUUUAAAAGUGAAGCCUUCUGUCAUUUUGUUUAUACUGUAAACUUCCUCAAACUUAAUGCCAGCACAGUAAGCGUUGACCGUUGGUUUGCGAUACGUUAACUGUAGGUUCGUAAAGGCGUUAUCUACCUCAAGGUAACAGCAGAAGGUUUUGUCUCCCAUAUGUAGUGCUUUUAAAGAAACACUCAGCCUCUCGUCGAAGUAGUGCACAUCAACUUCUAUUUUUCAUUUGCCAUAGUGAAGUGUUAAGAUCAUUAUUUAUUUUUAGCAGAUGUGAGAUAUUUAUUUUAAGAACGUUGUAAUUUUUCAAUGUAAGGCAUUAGACUUCCAUUUUAGUCUGUUUUGGCACUCUGUGUUUAAGCCGUGGAUGAUCACUCAUCUGAGUUUGAGUUGUACAGAAAUUCCCAAGUUCCAGCGUUCAUUUUCAUAAGGAUUCACCAUGAGGUUUUAUUUUUUACUUGUAGGUGCUUUCUAUGAGUGAAAUGCUGCUUUACAGCAUUUCGUUCAAUUAAAAGUCUUAAUUAAUUAUAUAUAUAUAU